GCUGAAGGCGUCUAAACAAGCUGUUCAUAUUCCAGGCCCUGAGAUCGACCCUGCCAAGUUUAUUAGCUUGAUGUACCCUCGCAUCGAUGCGCCGUCUGAUUUCGAUUAUCCAGUCGAAUGUCUCCUCAAGCUCCGAGGUAUUCUCUCCGCCGAAGAUAUACGUACGCCAAAUAACAAAGACCACAAUGGCAACCUUAUGCAAUAUGUUAUAAAACGUGGCCACACCACGCUCACCACAAUUGGUUGUUUGAAUGGAUUUGAGUCUCAUGUUCGCCGCUACUUCACCCUAGGCAGCCGCGAUUCGGUGGAAGCAGUGGUCUACCCCUAUGACAACGACUCCGGUCCGUUUUCCAGGGGCGGGGACAGACAAACUGAUCCUCCGACAUCACGUUUGGGACGCCAAUGCAUUGGCUCUGGGACGUCAUCGAGACUCAGUUCCCCAGUGCCAACCUCUCUUUCGAUGAUGAUAACAACUAGACCUUGGCGAGAUGUCUUGCAUUGUUUGUGUCUACGACUGCUCCCCAUAUCCACGUUCCUUGUUAUUCUGCGACUCGUUCUCAUUCUUUGGCGCUCCAUCAUCUGUUGGUUGGCCAUUGGCGUAGACGAGUACUUUGACUGUCGAACGGUUGUUGUUGUUAUUAUUAUUAUCAUUAUCGUUAUCAUUACCAUCAUCAUCAUAGUCUUGUGACGGUGUACCGUAGUGUACCAUAUUUUUAGACUAGCUGUCCGUUUUUGUGUCUACUCAUGUCGGAAUACAAUAUCAAUGGUACUGAGUGUUUUUU
Molecule: messenger RNA, 782 nt
Organism: Heterobasidion irregulare TC 32-1
Lineage: Eukaryota; Fungi; Basidiomycota; Agaricomycetes; Russulales; Bondarzewiaceae
Exons: 3
Coding region: 71-688 (205 amino acids)
Source: RefSeq, a predicted model, not a curated record